CUCCUCCUCCUCCUGUUCCUCCUCCUCCUCAGUCCGGACACCGGGAGACAUGUGUUAUUUAUCGCUCAGCUGUGCCACGGGACGAACGGACGCGCGAGCGGCUCUGGAAACUCCGCAGGAUUAAAAACAAAAACAACCGGCUCGAGCGUUUCCCCGGCACCCCGAGGAACGAGCAGCGGCGGCUUUUGUGUCUGAGCGCCGAGGACGAGAGAUGGCGAGUCCGCUUCACACCGGAGAGCAGCCGUCGGUGGCCGGCGGGGCGAGCAGCGACGUGAAGAAGAGCGGGUACCUGAAGAAGCAGAAGCACGGACACAAGCGCUUCUUCGUGCUGAGGGAGCCGAGCGACGGCUGCCCGGCGCGGCUGGAGUACUACGAGAGCGAGAAGAAAUGGAGAAACAAAUCGGCGGCGAAGAGAGUGAUCCCCCUCGACUGCUGCCUCAACGUCAACAAGAGAGCCGACGCCAAACACAAAUUCCUCAUCGCUCUUUACACCAAGGACGAGUAUUUCGCGGUGGCGGCGGAGAGCGAGCCGGAGCAGGAGAGCUGGUACCGGCUGCUCGCGGAUUUAAUGGCCGAGGGGAAAGUCAACGACGGCUCCACGUCCAACUCGGCGUCCUCGCUGGUUGGCUUCGACGAGGAGAGCUACGGUGUGAUCACGCCGGUCGCCGCCGCCUACAGCGAGGUAUGGCAAGUGGUUCUGAAAUCCAAGGGCCUGGGGCAGAGCAGGAAUCUGACCGGGGUGUACAGGCUGUGUCUCUCCAGCCGGACCAUCGGCUUCGUCAAGCUGAACUCGGAGGUCGCCUCCGUCGUCUUGCAGCUGAUGAACAUCCGGCGGUGCGGCCACUCGGACAGCUUCUUCUUCAUCGAGGUGGGACGCUCGGCAGCCACGGGUCCCGGGGAGCUGUGGAUGCAGGCUGACGACUCCGUGGUGGCGCAAAACAUCCACGAAACCAUCCUAGAGGCGAUGAAAGCCAUGAAGGAGCUGUCGGAGUUCCGCCCGCGCAGCAAGAGCCAGUCGUCCGGUACGAACCCGAUCUCCGUGCCCACAAGGAGGCACCUGAACAAUCUCCCCCCCAGUCAGACCGGGCUCACCCGGCGGUCGCGCACUGACAGCAUGGCCGCCACCUCCCCCAUGAGCAAGUUUUCCUCCUGUCGAAUACGCACGGCCAGCGAGGGAGACGGCACCAUGACACGCCCCAUGUCAGUAACCGGGAGUCCGCUUAGCCCGGGGAUCCACAGGACCCUCCUGAGCAGAUCCCACACCAUUACAACCCACCCGUGUAGGACAUUUGAAUCUUCUUCCCUGCAGCACAGUAAGUCCAUGUCUAUGCCCCUGUCCCAUUCCCCCCCUAUGGGUGCCCCUAGCCUAGUGAGCCUGUCCUCCUGCCAAGACACCAGUGCUCCUCGCCCCUCCAGUUGCAGUGCCUCCUUCUCUGGCUCACCCAGUGAUGCUGGUUUCAUAUCAUGUGAGGAGUAUGGCUCCAGCCCUGCAGAUGUACGGGACCUUAAGCUGUCGCUCACCCUUCGUAGCAACACUCCCGAGUCUCUCAGAGCAGAGACCCCCCCCUCCCGGGAUGGCAGUGAGCUUGGUGGCUACAUGGUGAUGGAGCGGCAACAUCUGAAUGGUUACCGUCGGUUACCAGAGCAGGACAAGGCUUAUAGGAAGCGCACAUACUCCCUCACCACCCCCCGCCGACAGAGGGCCCCUCCACAGGUAUCUUCAACCUCCCUGGAUGAGUAUACUCUCAUGAGGGCCACAUACACCAGCGGUAACCAGUCUUCCCGCAGGUGUCACACUGCCUCCCCUAAAGGGACCUUUCCCGAGGAUUACAGGGAUGUCCAGAUCGGAUCGAACGGUGUUGAAGCUGACAGUGGGUAUAUGCCAAUGACUCCAGGUGUGGCACCCCAGACACCAAGGUCCAAGAAUGAUCCCUACAUGCCAAUGAGCCCCAUGUGUGUUUCUGCUCCAAAGCAGAUCAUCAACCCCCGUUCACACUCCUCCUCAGCAGGGCUGGCCCCGCACACAGACUCCCCCGGGAGUGUUUCUCUGGAGGACAGUGGUUAUAUGCGCAUGUGGUGCGGAACCAAGAUGUCAAUGGAGAGUUCUGACGGAAAGCUCACAAAUGGAGAGUACUUGAAUAUGUCUCCUGUUGACCCUCUUGUGUCUUUUACAACCCCGGACUACAUCCUUAGUCCAUCAGGAGGAGAUCCCAACCCCCAACAACUUCACAGACAGCCUUAUUUUUACAGCUCUCUACCACGCUCACUUAAAGCUCCGUUGCAGCGCAAUGGGUCCACAGACACAGACCAGUAUGUGGUGAUGAGCUUACAGAGACAGCGGAUAGAAGAGGAGUCCAACUAUUGUCCUAUCUCACCAGGAGACCGUGUGGCCAACAGCUGUCCAGGGACACCAGGCACGGUGUCCUCUGUUGUCUCCCCUCUCAGACUGGCUCGUGUAGAUGGAGGCAUGCAACACCGGAGCAGGGCGUGUCGACCUACCCGCCUGGCUCUGGAAUCCCUCAGAACAUUACCAUGUAUGAGUGAACACCCCCUUCCCUCAGAGCCUCGCAGCCCUGGAGAAUACAUCAACAUAGACUUUAAUAGUGCAACCCAUAACCCUCAGGCAUCCACUGUGUCAGAGAGCUCCGAGUCCUCAGUGGGUUUAAUGUCAGGAAAGAGGGAAGCCUUACCACUAUCAGACUAUACCAAUGUUGAGGUCACUUCCCCAGGUCACCUUGGCUCACACAAAGUUACGGGUUCCCCCCCACCAGGAUGCCUAAACCACACGCCUGAAGCCUUGACUUGUCCUCUGGUGAACAAACAGCAGGGCAUGCAGGGGGGUGAGGAGGAAGAAAAGGAAAAAGGCAUAGGGGGACAGGCAGAGGAGAGGGGGAUGGUAGAGGAAUAUCCUCUCCAACAGCAGGUGAGUCUGGUGUGUCAGCCUCCAUCAGUCAAGGAUGACUACACUGAGAUGACAUUCAGUCCUCCUGCCCCUCUCCCUGCUCUUUGCAGCACUGAUGCUGCUCCCCUCCCCACCAGCCCUACUUCCUGUGUCCAGAGACUUAACCUUGGGAGCAGCAUUGUGGACGGGGUGCCCCAUGUCCCAGAGGACUCAUUUCUCAUAGGAGGUCCUUCAUUAUCUGUCCCACUUGUGGAUCCACACAGGGGGGCCAAAGUGAUCAGGGCUGACCCUCAGGGUCGCCGGCGACACAGUUCAGAGACCUUUUCCUCCACCACCACUGUCACACCUGUGUGCCCAUCCUUUGCGCACGACACCAAACGUCACAGCUCAGCCUCUGUGGAGAAUGUAUCUCGGACUGUUCAAAGCUCUGAGGCACCUGAUGAGGACUGUGGCAACAACAGCCCCAUGUGCAGAGAGAUGUCAGCUGGUUAUCAAAAUGGACUUAACUACAUUGCCUUAAACUUGAUGGAGGGAAAUUUUGGAGGAUGCCGGUUAGGGGGCUGUGAUGGACUCCUGAGCUUCAAGACCGCCUGUGGCUGCAAGGGAGGCAUGACCUGCUUCAACACCAGCCCCUACGCAAGCAUGGGAUUCAAGGAGACUGCUACUGCUGUGAAAGAAUGAAGGUCGAUGGAUCCCCCUCCCCCCGCCUCCCUCCCUGUCCUGUGAAUGUCGGAUUUGGCUGCAGCCGGGUGACGAGGUCACCACAGCGACAGUUGGACCAUGCGCUGCAGCAGAUGAACUUUGACCUCUUCGCUGCCUUCAAGGUUCACAGGGACUGCCAUCACCAUGGAAACAUGGACACUUGACCCUUGCCCCAAAUCUUCCCUCCGCUUCUCUUGGCACCAAAACAUUCAGGCGCCAUCGCUGCUGUAGUACUAGAUUACUUUUAAAGAGAAAAUGACAAGAGCUUAAAUGGACUACUAACUCUAACCAUAGAUAGGUAACUAUUUAUCUAUUUAUCUCUGUACGUAGGCCUGCAAGAUGAUUCUGCAGUCAAAUGUUUGUUAUUUGUUGUUUUUACCAUUCUCACACUUUCAACUGGCUUCCCUUGGCUUCAGCCAAUCGUCGCCAGAAAAUCUCACCUGAAAACCUGUGAACCAAACCUGGAGAGCACGUGGGCACACACACAAGGAACCUUACAUGCAUACAGAGCACAUGUAUUUAUCUAUUUAUCUAUCAUGUCUGUAUGCUGUAAAUGAAAUGAGUGUGUCAAUUUUUAUACAGAUUGUACUGCAAAAGAGGUGGCAUUUAUGAACAUAUUUAAAAUCAGAGUUAACAUUUGCUUAAAAUAACUAAAAAACCCUACCUCAGCCAAAACCAGGUUGGUACCAAUUCUCACAGUAGAAAUAUAUAUAAAAUAUUUAUUUUUUGGAGGUGAAUGUUUUUUAGAAAUCACCAAUCCUAAGCCUUACUCUAACCAUCAGCCCUUGUAUGAUGGACCUUUUUUUUUAGUUUGGACCUAUAAAACACGCAGUAUAUCAAAGAUUUACUUCUUAGAGACUGAAUGUGCAUCAGAGCAGAGUGAGAGAGAGAGGGCCUCUCCGAGAGCUCCUUCUCUCCCCACACACAUCUAUGACAACAUAAUGUAUACAAAAAAUCCAUAGUAAUAUAUUUAUCAAUAUGCCUGAGAUGGAGGAUUUAUACACACUAAAAGAUUACUUACAGUGGAACUCUUGACACUGCAUUGCAUCACAUGUGUAUGCAGGUGUCCGAACGAUGCUGCACCAACCAGGUCCGCCUGGUCCUGAGCACCGGAUCUGUGGCCUGUCUGAGCCCGAUGCCCUGUCCACACAAAUACGGAUAUUUUGCAAAACAAACUUUUUCCCUCUACGUUUGGGCCACUCGCCAACACGCAAUGACGUUAAGUCAAUAAAACAAACAUUUUUUACAAACGUCUUCCAAAGUGCAUGUUUGUGUGUAUUGGUGUGUGCAUGUUAAACGUUUGAUGACAUCACAGCUUACCUGGCGCACACCCAUUUUGUUUUGUUUAGUGAGCAUGCACCAGAAACGGCAGCAAUGCAGCAAAAUUUAGCAUCACCGCACCGGCAUUCACAGGGUUUCUCUUACGAGACGGAUCGUGAAUGUAGACUUUAUCGCCACCUAUUGGCCCGGCAUGCUUGUGUGAGCAUUUGAACAUUUUGCGUUCAAGUCUGGGCGGUCGUCCGGAUGGAGAUUUGCUUUCUUCUUGUCUUUAAAUGGAGGGAAAAAUGUCUGUUAAAAAAAAAUAUCUGCAGUCGUGUAGACGAGGGCCAAGUCUCAGCAUCUUUAUAGACUUUACCAACUCACUGUUCACUUGUGAUAUCCUGCACAGCCUGCAGGAAGUAUAUGACCUGUCAAGACAAGGGAUGGGCACACGAAUGUUUGAAGUUAUUUGUACGGAGCAACUGGACAGCCCAGUAUUGUACAUUUUCUCACCUGAUGCCUCGCUGUGGGCGUCUUGUCACACCACACCAGACAACACUGAGCAAUGUGGCGGACGCCGGACGCAGUCGGUCCAACGAGCCGCUCAAAAGCUCCAAUUCACGGCCUCCACUGCAUGGUCUUGCACUUACAAACUUUCAAGAUUGUAACACAAGACAAGUUGAAUGUAGUACACGCUGUGUUCCAGGCUCGGGAACACACGACCCAAACAAAACACCACAGCAUCUGCGACAACAGUAGUGGAACAUGCAGAGGUAGAGAAUGGAGACUGUACCACAGACACAAGCCGAAUGAAAAGAGACAAACCAGGGGAAGUAUCUUAUUAUUUAUCUGAAUUCACUGGUACCUAACCUUUUCUUCUAUACUGUAAAUAAGGCAAUGUUACAGAGAAUUACAUCCAAGCAAACUCUGCAAGACUUUGAGAGAUGUUAAGUUAAAUAACUUAUGUUGUUUGUACUGUAUAUAGUAUGUUUUUGAGUGAAAUUUCUGAUACAACAAAAGCACUAAUUAAGUUAUAUGCUAAAUAGUAUGGUUUGGCUUUGAUUUUCUCUUUUUUUAAACUGUCAUGGGAUAAUCUUGUGAAAUGGAUGCCACUAUGAGGACAUUUUCUAAUGCUGUAAUUCUGAAAACAAAAAGAUUUUAAGAGAAAUCAUUAAUACUUGACAUAAUUAAUUCUCACUACCACGGUACAACACAAAUGGCAUAUAUGCAAUAUUUACACUUUUAAAAAUUAGUUUACAAAGAUGUACCAAAUGUAUAAAUACUGUUAAUAAUGUUUGUUAAAACCUUAAAUCUGACUUUUGCUGUUUGUACAUAUUUUUUUCUUCAAAUUUGAAAUGGAAACUUUGUUUGUUUUUUGAGCAGUGUUUUUUGCAUUUGGAUAAUAUUUCAAGUUUUUAUUCAGCAUCUAAAAGUUACAAUAUGGGCCCCGGCUUAUCCUGCUGUGUCUUUCAUUGUAAAUAUUUCAUGUCUUGCAUAUUGUGACGCUUCUAAGAGAUGAUAAUUUAAACAGUUCAUUGCUUUAGAUUGUAUUGAUUCUUUAGAGACACAUGCAAUAAAUAAUGCUGUUAUUUAAGAGA
This is a messenger RNA of Platichthys flesus (European flounder), 6462 nucleotides long. It is a transcript of the gene irs2b, whose product is annotated as insulin receptor substrate 2b. NCBI's taxonomy places the organism in Eukaryota, Metazoa, Chordata, Actinopteri, Pleuronectiformes, Pleuronectidae. Gene Ontology annotation, biological process: insulin receptor signaling pathway. The transcript has 2 exons. Gene Ontology annotation, molecular function: insulin receptor binding; phosphatidylinositol 3-kinase binding. The record is from RefSeq and is a predicted model, not a curated record. Bases 212 to 3583 code for a protein of 1123 amino acids. Gene Ontology annotation, cellular component: plasma membrane; cytosol.